Molecule: messenger RNA, 6224 nt
Organism: Elgaria multicarinata webbii
Lineage: Eukaryota; Metazoa; Chordata; Lepidosauria; Squamata; Anguidae
Product: lysosomal alpha-glucosidase-like
Exons: 21
Coding region: 690-3506 (938 amino acids)
Biological process (GO): carbohydrate metabolic process
Molecular function (GO): carbohydrate binding; alpha-1,4-glucosidase activity
Source: RefSeq, a predicted model, not a curated record
GUGACUGCAAGAGGGAGGGUUUCUCCGCAUUACAUACAUGGAAGGAAGAAAACACAGCAAGCAGGCCGGGAAGCUGGACUUUCCUCCGGUGCAGGAACAGCAAGGGUGACAGUCCCACUAUUUUCUCUCUCUAUCAACUGUUGGAGAGUUAAGCAAGUAAAAACAUCUCGGAGACUUGUAGGACCAUCAACAAGAAUUCAGGAUAACCAGAUGCAAAAAAAUCAUCAGGUCUCCUGUAUCUUUAACAGCUGCAUGGAAGAAGGUGGAGGGGAAUACCUGGAGAAGGGCCUCAGAAGUCCAUCUCAGCGUUCGUGCAAGUUCACUUGGGAGCAGGCCGCCCUUCAGGUUCUUGGGUCCUAAGCUGCAUAGGGCUAUAAAGCUUCAAAAUAGCGCUUGGACUGAAAGUUUUUAAGCAAUUCCACUGCAUGCCUGGCUGUUGCUGUGCUUGGAAGCAGUUUAGCCAUCGGUGACGUUGUUUAAGAAACUGGUACAAUGUGUUGCAUUUGAUCGAUCCCAGUCAACAGUUCAGCAUCAGCAUUCUGGACCACAUGGAGUUUCCAAGCAGACCCCACAGACGGACCCACGUACAAGGCCUUGCAGUAGUCUAACCCAGAGACCCAUGGGGCACGAGUAACGUGAAUUCUUCAUUGUUUCUUCAUCUCCUGUGGUUGUGAAUCUGAGAACGGAGUAUGAUUUCUUUUCCUUCCUCGUCCAGCAGGCAAAAUAUGAAAUCCUAUCAGAAGCUGACGGCGGACGUCCCCCAGAUCACGGAGGCCGGGGAGGAGGCCACCGACGGGAAGCCGUUGUGCCAUCAGAAGUUGUCAGCUUGGUGGCUGGGCGGGGGUCUCCUGAUGGUAGCCGCCCUGCUGAGCGGAGUGACUGUUUGGGUCCUGGGGCAGAUUUGGUGGGUUCAACACGAAGCUCCGCCCCUUACGAAGUGCGUCUCCAUUCCGGAAAACAUGCGCUUUGACUGCUACCCGGAGAGAAACACGGUGGUGACCCGAGAACUUUGCGAGGGGAGGGGGUGUUGUUUUGUCGACGGUGAGCAGCCCUCCGGCGGCGCAAGCGGGGUGCCGUGGUGCUUUUACCCCCCGGACUUCCCCAGCUACACCUUGGGAAGCUUGAACGAGACCGAGAAGGGGAUGGUGGGCUUUCUAACCAGGAAGACACCUGCCUAUUAUCCGAGAGACAUCAAGGAACUUCAGCUCAGCGUGGAGUUUGAGACAGAUACUCGUCUACAUGUCAAGAUCACUGAUGCUGCAAACCCUCGGUAUGAAGUGCCCCUUGACGUUCCUCAGGUGACAAAAAGAGCGGAGAAUCCUGUAUACGCCAUCGAAUUCUCCAAGGAGCCCUUUGGCUUGAUAGUGAAACGAAGAGCUUCAGGAACUGUGCUGCUGAACACAACGGUGGCUCCCUUGUUCUUUGCGGAUCAGUUUCUCCAGAUUUCUACCCUUCUUCCAUCUACAUACCUUUAUGGACUGGGGGAACAUCAAAGCGACUUGCUACACAGUCUGGAGUGGAACACCUUGACCUUAUGGGCCCGAGAUGUCUCUCCCACGGAGUCCUACAAUCUCUACGGCGUUCACCCAUUUUAUCUCGUCAUGGAGAACGGCGGAGCGGCCCACGGGGUCUUCCUCUUGAAUAGCAACGCAAUGGAGGUGGCGCUUCAGCCUGCGCCCGCCCUCACCUGGAGGACCAUUGGAGGAGUUCUGGAUUUUUACAUCUUUUUAGGACCGGACCCCAACUUGGUGGUUCAGCAGUACCAGCAGGUGAUCGGCUUCCCCGCCAUGCCCCCUUUCUGGGGUUUGGGCUUCCACCUCUGCCGCUGGGGCUACGGAACAAGCAACGAGACCUGGCAGACUGUCAAAGCCAUGAGGAAUUUUCAGAUCCCCCAGGAUGCCCAGUGGAAUGACAUUGACUACAUGGACGGCUACCGGGACUUCACCAUGGACUCGCAGAACUUCAACACUCUCCCCCAGCUGGUGGAAGACCUUCACAAACAUGGGCAGUACUACGUGAUGAUUCUGGACCCCGGGAUCAGCAGCACUCGUCCGCCUGGCUCUUAUUGGCCUUACGACGAAGGCUUGAAGCGGGGAAUAUUCAUCAACAACACCCAGGGGAAGCCUCUGAUAGGGAAGGUCUGGCCAGGCCUCACCGCUUUCCCUGACUUCUCUAACCCAAAGACCCACCAGUGGUGGCUGGAGAACCUGAAGAGUUUCCACUCUCUCGUCCCUUUCGACGGCCUUUGGAUCGACAUGAAUGAACCCUCCAACUUCAUGGAUGGCUCCUCGGAAGGCUGUUCUCAAGGAGAACUGGAUAAGCCCCCCUACGUGCCCGCCAUACUGGGAGGCUUCCUUCAAGCCAAGACAAUCUGUGCCUCAGCCAGGCAAAGCGCAUCUGUGCACUACAACCUCCACAACCUCUAUGGGCUGAUGGAAGCCAAAGCUACUGCCAGUGCUCUGGUCAACAUCCGGGAGAAGCGGCCGUUGGUUAUCUCUCGUUCCUCCUUCCCCAGCCAGGGCAGGUAUUCGGGACACUGGCUCGGAGACAACAGGAGUGAGUGGAAGGACAUGGUCUGGUCCAUCCCAGGACUGCUGAGCUUCAGCCUCUUUGGAAUCCCGCUGGUCGGGGCCGACAUCUGUGGCUUCUCCGGCUCCACCUCGGAGGAGCUGUGCACUCGCUGGAUGCAGCUGGGGGCCUUCUAUCCCUUUUCACGGAACCACAACACCCAGGACGAGAAGGCUCAGGACCCCUCCGCGUUCAGUCCUGCAGCCCGGACCGCCAUGAAGGAGGCGCUGGAGGUCCGCUACGCCCUGCUUCCGUUUCUCUAUUCCCUCUUCCAUCGGGCCCACCUGCAAGGCGACACCGUAGCCCGGCCUCUGUUUUUUGAGUUCCCGAAGGACGUAGCCACCUACUCCAUCGACAAGCAGUUUCUCUGGGGCCGGGGCCUCUUGGUGACGCCGGUGCUGGAGCCGGGCGUGGAUUCGGUGGUCGGCUACUUCCCCAGAGGCGUGUGGUAUGACUACUACACGGGCUCCUUCGUGAACAGCAGCGGGGAGAGCCUGAAAAUGGCAGCGCCUCUGGACCACAUCAACGUGCACGUGCGGGAGGGCACCAUCCUGCCAACCCAGAAACCCGGAGGCAGCACUUCCUUGAGCCGCAGGAACCCUCUGCGUCUGAUUGCGGCCUUGUCGCAGAACGCCAACGCUUGGGGAGACCUUUACUGGGACGACGGCGACAGCCUGGACACCUUUGCAAAGGGCGACUAUUCGUAUUUGGUGUUCAAUGUCACCCAGAACACCUUUACUUCCACUGUCCUGCAUUCCAACGUGGAAGCCACCUACAUCACCGUCGAUACACUGACUGUUUAUGGGGUCCGAGAAGAGCCAAAAACGGUUACAGUCAAUAGCAAGGAGUGGCCGUUCACCUAUCUGACAAACCAGGUUCUCACCGUGAGUGACCUCCAGCUCAUCCUCAGCCAGGGCUUCUCCGUACGAUGGAUGUGAGGAUGGGCAAAACUCCCGCUGCUCCGGCCGUCUAUGAAUGUAGUGUAGCGAGCAGACUGUGCCAAACGUCCGAGUGGGGUCACCGCACACUGGAGGGCCCUUGUGGCCGCCCCGUCCCCUGCUCUUUGCAUCUGCUCGGGAAAGGACAUGACUUUCAUCCCUGCCGCUUCAGCUUUUAACGCAUCUCUGCCAAGAAUCUCCUGCUUCUCCUCUGCGCCUUGCUCGGUGGGAGUCCUUCGCACGCUGCUUCUACAUCCCACGCUCCCUUCUGCGUGUCGGACGGUGCUUCGUGGCUUUGUCGGAAAGGGAGAAGCGUCAGCCGCAUUCCUGAGAGUGUAAGAUUCGUAUUUUUUUACAGGAGCGCUGGGUCGCGACACGUUGCUACUUCCUACGAGGCUGUCUCCACUACUGCAUGAGGAGUGGAGGGGCUAUGCAUGCCAACAUCCGUCCCAAGCAUUUCCAUUUUAAAAGAUCUUGUUUAGCAAGGCUGGGCGAAAACCAAGCCCCAAGACUGCAUCUGCCAGGCCAUCCUGAGCGGGGAAAGGCUGUCGGUUUGACACGACCGUCCCCGGGCCCUAAUGUGGGAUGGUUUAUCCAAGCCAGGAACUGCAACAGGUAGAAAUUGCAACACCUCUGACCAGGCAAUUGGCCCACCCAGAGGGUCCUAUGUCUCACGUUUCAUUUCCCUUCUGUGCCGAUACAGGGCUCUGAGCCCUGGGCACCCACAGGGUCCAAGUUUGCUCACUAGACUUAAGACCCCAGCUUCAAAAACAGAGAUGCCCCGGAGUUCUGUCUGCUGCACAACACCGCUCUUUAUAAAACGUACAGAACAUCAACAUGUAUUGAACUUCAAAAGCCGGUGCCCUGAUUUGCCAAUAUCCUUGAUAAAAUCCACAAAGGUAAUUGUGGGUUUUCACCCUGUAAUAAUGCUGCUUUGUUCAUGGGGGGCCAGGGGAGGAGAGCUUUAAUGACCCACAGGGCUGGCUCGAAAGCCACUUCCAGUAGUAACCAAAUCUGCUUGGCUCCCACUGUUCAAGAUGCCAUGAUGCAGGGUGACUCACACCACUGGGUACUCGAGCAAUAGAUUCCAUUGUUAUGUAUCCGAGCGCACAAAAGGGCUGCGUUGCUGCCCAGGUGGGCUGCCCUGCAUCAUCAGAGAGGUUUGCCUCAAGACCCCUUUCAUUAAAUGCCUCCCAGGUCAGGAGGGGGUGCGAUUUGUGUAUCACACCAACCAGGGCGGGAUCUUGGAGUGGAUCUCUCAGCUCACUGCUGCUUUACUGGCACUGUGCUUGGGUCGCCGAGGGCAUUUGGGCCAGCCCUGAACUCACCCACAGUCUGAAUGUCUCUGCAGUUUACUAAAAUGCACAGAGGAAUCCCCCCACCCUCACCCCUCAGUUGCACUAUUUUCUAUACAAAGCCCGCCUUCCUCAUAUCUGCAGUUUUGUGAGCCAAAAUCUCUAUGUUCGCCUUCCUGGGCUUCUAGUCAUUGUGUUAAGUUGAUUUGCUGUUUAAUUAGCGCUAACGACGCAAGAGUUUUCAGCUGAUUGCCUGCCUUUUAGCCAAUUAAAAUAAGGAGGUGAAUUUAUGAUUCAGUAACAAAAAAUUAGAUCCAGUUAGUAGUACCUAGAGGAGGUCCAUUGAAAUAAAUGGGAGUUAAGGCAGGCAGGACUACAUUAAGUGCCGUUGGUUUUAGGUGGCCUACUCUGAGUAUGACUAAAUCUAGAUCCAUCCUAUUGUUAGAAACAGAGAGCAAUCUUUACUGUUUUCUUUUCAUUCACACUGUCUUACAGUAAUAUAGAUAUCUAAACCAAAAAAAUAGGCUUGAAAGAAACAAGUGUGCCCUUAAUUUUCAGCGCCACCAGUUAAAGUUUGCAUUCAUGAAUUUAAGGGAUGGGUAAGAGCCAUGAUCCAGCAGUGCUGCUAGCACUGGUAUGACAUCAGUGUAGCAUAGUUGGGAUCCUAAGGCAGCAAGAGUAAGUGGAGUGUAGGACUGCAUUGUAAGGCUGCAUCUUCGCUACACCUAACUGGGAGUAAACCCCAUGGAACUUGGGGGGACUUACUUCUGAGUAAACAUGCAGAGGAUUGUGCCAUAAAGCUUGAUUUGGUUAAACCGGUAGCUCUGUGGCACAAUCCUGUGCAUGUUUACUCAGAAGCAAGCCCUGCUAUGCUCAUUGGGACUUAUUUACAAGAAAGCCUGCAGAGGGCUGCAGCUUAAAGGCUUUGGCGUUAGCAAGCAGCUCUGGCAUCCUAACUUGCCACCAGCGGCUAACGAGGCUAGAAAGGGGUCGGCUGGCCUGUAUAUGUUCUUUGCUGCCUAACCAGAAGGUGAAGUGGCCAUGAAACAGCCGUUAGGGACACUAAGGCUAUGAGGUGGACGUGCAAUCUGGGAGCUUUUUUUUAGCUACGGCUGUCUUGUCACGUAGCUCCCAAUGGAGAGGCAUCUUGGACUAGCCCGCCAUUUUGCCCUCGCUAGCCAUCUCUUGUUGUCAUUGGCCCAUGGAUUGCAGCCAAGGGGGGGGGGGGAGGAAUGACACCUGUGGCCAAUGACACAUGCUGCCCUGUGGGGUUUUUUGGGGGGGGGGGCAUGUUUGGGCAUUGGGAGAUGGGGGGGGAGAGUUAGAUUUGUGCCUCUUUGAAAAAAAAAUUAAAUAAACACAUCUGCUUGAUUCGUUCCCCCCCAAUUUUUGUGUCAAAAUAAAAUACAGAAGUUGAAACUGA